Molecule: messenger RNA, 2149 nt
Organism: Sander lucioperca (pikeperch)
Lineage: Eukaryota; Metazoa; Chordata; Actinopteri; Perciformes; Percidae
Gene: march2
Product: membrane-associated ring finger (C3HC4) 2
Exons: 5
Coding region: 494-1249 (251 amino acids)
Biological process (GO): protein ubiquitination
Molecular function (GO): zinc ion binding; ubiquitin-protein transferase activity
Source: RefSeq, a predicted model, not a curated record
AUCCUUUGUCUUUUGGCGUGUUGCGCAUGAGAUGUUUUCGGUGUGCGCCCCACCCUUUGACAAGCUGUUGUUAUUCACAAUCACAGUUUAACUCGUCCGGUUUGUGUUUUUGCACUCGUCUGCUCUGUCUCCACCGCAGAGGCAGACAGCUGAUGAUGAGCCUCAGGGGGAUAUUUAAAGCUCUGGGAAAGCGGAAGCCUGGUCUGCUGUGUUAUCAGCUGAGGGCUGCUAGCUAGCACAGCGCCGAAUAGCAUAUCACUAGCUAGCGAGUGGCACUUUGUUUAGCGCUGUUACUUCACACAUACAGCUAAAAAUGAAACUUGAAGGAAACACGAGGUUGUUAGGGCGGUAAUGUCUGCAGCAGUGAAACGUCUCUAAGAAGAAGACACGGGAAACUAACCACUCCCAAUCUGUGGAGAGCAGAGUUUGUGCUUCCUGCUCCUGAAGUCAACCUUCGCCCCUGACCCUUUACAUCCUCACCUCCACUAUAACCAUGACGACAGGGGGGUGUUGCCACCUACCUGGCUCUCUGUGUGACUGUGCGAGCAGCACUGGCCUGUGGAAGAGCGUGGAGGAAGCAGGCGGUGACGGGUGCCAAGCGCUCUACGUCACCCAGGUCACAGCCAUGGAUGGACGCUUGCUCUCCUCUGUGCUCAAACCCAUGAGCGCGCAAAGUGAUGGUCCCAUCUGCCGUAUUUGCCACGAAGGAGGCAGCAGCGAGGGUCUCCUGUCUCCGUGCAACUGCACAGGCACCCUGGGCACGGUGCACAGGAGCUGCUUGGAGAAGUGGCUGUCAUCCUCCAACACCAGCUACUGUGAGCUCUGCCACACAGAGUUCAGCAUCGAGCGCCGGCCGAGGCCUCUCACAGAGGUAACAAAGUGGCUGCAGGACCCCGGCCCUCGUAAUGAGAAGAGGACGCUGUUCUGUGACAUGGUGUGCUUUCUGUUUAUCACGCCCCUAGCAGCCAUUUCGGGCUGGCUGUGCCUGAGGGGCGCUCAGGACCAUCUUCAACUGGGGAGCUGGCUGCAGGCCGUGGGCCUCAUCGCCCUCACCAUCGCCCUCUUCACCAUCUAUGUUCUGUGGACCCUGGUAUCUUUCCGCUACCACUGUCAGCUGUACUCUGAGUGGAGAAGAACAAAUCAAAAAGUACGUCUGCUCAUUCCUGAAGCCAAGGAGUCUAACUCUUCCCAGCAUUCCUUGCUCUCUACCAAACUGAUGAAGAAGUCUGCCAAUGAGAGUAUAGUAUGAGACCAAAUGGAGAUGCUUGGUGAUAAUGGUGUCUUUUAUGUGCGAGGGGCUGAAUGUCACCUGCCAAGCAAGCCUUUAAAGAAGCACUUGUGGGCUUUUUUGUUGCUUUUCACACAAAAAAAUGUCUUUGCCCCAUCAGUACUUAAGUCACAUUACUUUUUAAAAAGAAAUCUGCCCUCCUGUGGGUGCAGAAAUAAGGGUGACCAAGCUUAUGCAAAGGCACUGAGGAACGGAACAGCACAUGGAGAUGUGCAGAGACAUGGGACAUCAUCAUGGAUUUAACAUUAAAUAACAGUGACAGCAGAAUAAGACAUGACCAAACUAACUUGUUUAGUGGACUGUGAAAUGUUUUAAUUGUUGUUCGGCUUGUAGCAGCUCCAUUCAGUGUUGUGCUGCAAUGAUGAAAGUGUGUGAACUGCUAUAUACAUGUCAUAUCUGGGCAUGCCCUUACCUAAAUAGCCUUGCAAUCUCUGCAAAACGUUGCCCAUUGGGGAGCUCUUGUGAUGCCAUAUUAAUCUGGAAAAAAAGCAUAGCUCUUUGAUUUAUUCACAAUUCAGAUGCCAGUAUGCUGUCUGAGAUGACACUUUAAUUUUGGCACAAGCCUAUUGGACUUCUUUCAAGGUUUUCUUUUUAUCCUUCCUCUGUUUUUACAUCUCAUUCAUGAAUGGGUGGCAGCACAGCAUUAGUAAAACCAGAGAUUGUGCAAUAAAACACUGUGGACAUCGAGGUCUUCACAAUACAUGAAGAGACCUUUCCCAACAUGCACAGUUAUGCAUGCAAGCACUGUUAAUCAUUUGGGGGGGAUUUUUUUUAUUUUUAUUUUGUUAGUGUGUUGUAAAAUUCCUUCAUGGUUAAAAAACACAUUUCUUUAACCAUUGAAUAAUAAAAAGAUUUACUGUU